Messenger RNA from Alternaria incomplexa, 1227 nucleotides. RefSeq lists its product as uncharacterized. The transcript is spliced from 2 exons. Gene Ontology annotation, biological process: phospholipid metabolic process. The record is from RefSeq and is a predicted model, not a curated record. Lineage: Eukaryota; Fungi; Ascomycota; Dothideomycetes; Pleosporales; Pleosporaceae. Gene Ontology annotation, molecular function: phosphatidate phosphatase activity. Bases 1 to 1227 code for a protein of 408 amino acids.
AUGGGGUUCUUCAACAAGCGCAACACGACGCCCGUCGCCGCAGACACCACAACGGCAACCGGUGCUCACGAGAAGCGCGCCAGGCCUAGACGUGCUUCCAAGGGCGGCUCGUCCUCCUACAACAGCAGGCCUGGCUUCGGAUCAUGGAUCAAGGCUACCUGGCUCGACAUCCUUACCAUGGCCCUCAUGGGCGCUGUCGGUCUCGGUGUAUACUUCGCUGAUCCAGCCCCAAGCCGCAGCUUCCCCAUCAUCUUCCAAGAUGGAGAGAUUGUCUACCCGCAAUUCGCUUACCCUAUGCGGAACGAAAUUGUUCCCAUUUGGGCUGCCGCGCUCAUGGCGUUCUUCAUCCCCUUUGCCGUGUUCCUGAUCGUGCAGAUCCGCGCUCGCAGCUUCUGGGACCUGAACAAUGCUACCAUCGGACUUCUCUACGCUUUGAUCACCGCGGCUGUUUUCCAGGUCUUCAUCAAGUGGCUCAUUGGAGGUCUUCGUCCUCACUUCCUUGCCGUCUGCAAGCCUGUCAUCCCUGCCAACAUCCUUGACACUGUCGGCGCCAACGACAACGGUGUCGAAGCCGGUAGCGCCUAUGGCAACGUCGCAAAUGGGUACCGUCAGAUCAUGUUCGACCGUAGCAUCUGCACAGGUGACAGGAAAGAGAUCAACGACAGUCUUGAGUCUAUGCCUUCCGGCCACACCACGGCUGCGUUCGCUGGUUUCGUCUACCUGUACCUGUACCUCAACGCCAAGUUGAAGGUCUUUUCCAACCAUCACCCGGCUAUGUGGAAGCUCGUCGCUCUCUACGCACCCAUUCUUGGAGCUUGCUUGAUCGGAGGUGCUCUUACUAUCGACGAGUACCACAACUGGUACGAUAUCCUCGCCGGAGCGGUCAUCGGCACUCUGAUGGCUUUCAGCGCCUACCGCAUGGCCUAUGCCUCCGUCUGGGACUUCCGUUUCAACCACAUCCCUCUCAUGCGCCAUGCUCCUUUUGUCUACGGCGCCGGUCCAAGCUCUUUCGAUGGCUUCCACGACACCGUCUUCACUCGCAAGGCUGGAUGGGGUACAAUUGAGGGAACCAGCUGGGGCGGCGCACCCUUCGAUGCCGCAGAUGGUCCUAGGGGUACCAUGAUGCCGCAUCCUGACGGGCCUGCUCACGGCCACCACGGCAGCGCCUCGAGCCGCGUGCAGAGGAAGCCCGUUGGUGCUGAUAGGCAUGGUGAGCAGAUGGUCUAA